This is a messenger RNA of Pocillopora damicornis (cauliflower coral), 2456 nucleotides long. Its product is annotated as translocating chain-associated membrane protein 1. Gene Ontology annotation, biological process: protein insertion into ER membrane; SRP-dependent cotranslational protein targeting to membrane, translocation. NCBI's taxonomy places the organism in Eukaryota, Metazoa, Cnidaria, Anthozoa, Scleractinia, Pocilloporidae. Gene Ontology annotation, cellular component: endoplasmic reticulum membrane. The record is from RefSeq and is a predicted model, not a curated record.
UCUUUCUUUUCUUCUCGGCUGUUUUUCUUUAGACACGAAGAAUAUGCCAAGCCGGCGAAAAUCGGGCAAAAAUGCCCCGAUUCUUAGCCAUGAAUUUGUGAUAACAAAUCAUGGAGAUAUAGUCUCCUGUAUAUGUAUGGUUUUCAUGAUCGGGCUGAUGUUCCAGGCAACAUCCAAAGUGGCGUCAGUUUUUAUCGCGCCUCAACAUAAUGUGUCGAGAACUCUGAACGGAACAGAAGACUUGCCAACCAAAUACACAAAUGGACCAAAGGAUUUCUGCACCAUUUUCUUUUAUUCAAUGGCAUGGAUUGUGGUGCAUGCAAUCAUCCAGGAAUAUGUCUGGGAUAAAGUCUCUCGAAAACUUCGUCUAUCAAAGACAAAGAAUACAAAAUUCAAUGAUUCUGGAACAUUACUUCCUUUCUAUUUCUUCUUUGCUGCUUGGGGAGCAGAUAUUGUGGUGAAGGAAGGAUUUAUUCCAAAUAUUUCAAAGCUUUGGGACGGCUAUCCACACAACGAAAUGUCAUUCACUCUCAAGUUCUACUUCAUCCUUCAAAUUUCUUUUUGGGUGCACUGCUUUCCAGAGCUCUACUUCACAAGAGCAAAAAGGGAAGAAAUUUUCCCCAAAGUUCAGUUGUACAUUGAAUAUCUGCUAUUUAUCUGGGCUGCCUACAUGCUGAACUUCACCCAUGUCACCCUGUGCUGCUUGGUUGUUCAUUAUGCAGUAGAGACUCUCUAUCAUGGAAUAAGAAUGUUAAACAUCAGUGGAAAGGCAGAUGUGGCUCAAAGCUUGUUCUGGGUGUGGACUGUCCUAUUUGCAAUUACCCGCUUUGCCAUUAUUGCCCUUACUGUUAUGACUUUCUGGUAUGGACUUCCCCGUCUGGACAAUGCUGGUCUAAAUGUGGAUGUUGGAAACUUUAACAGUCCUCCAAUAAGACUCACUGCUAUGGCUGCAGUUAUACUGAUGCAAGCCUGGCUGGCAUGGAACUUCAUCUGCUAUCAGAUCAAGCUGUGGCGUGAACGUGUCAGUGCUGCCACACCCUCCAAGAAGAAAGAUACCAAGAAGAAGAGCAAGAAGGACAGUGACAAGAAGAAGAAAGAGGAAACUUUUGUUGAGGAAAGUGAUGAAAUGGAAGCUGACGAAUAUGAAAAAACAAAUGGGUCACCACAGGCUGUUGGCAAAGCUAAAAAAUCUUAAGUUAUUACAGUCGUGCCUACCUCCCUGUCAUUUAAUAAGUGGAGGUGAGGGAGGCAGUUUGAUAGUUUAUGUUAAAUGAAUAACAAAGGGAAAGUAAGGCUGAAGUAUGUGCUUUGUUACAUGUUUAACAUUUUGAAGGGAGGCCUUUUUUCUGACUCUGUUGUUACUAUGAUAUUACAAGACCAACAGCAGUUAAUUCAGAGCCUAAUUAGAUGUCAGAAAAAAUUUUACUGUGAAGAAAUGGUUCCCUGUCUUAGGAAUGCAGUCAUGUUUCUUGGAUUUGCUUGGAUAAUUAUUCCCUGUAACUGUAUGUAGGAAGGUGGCUGUAUUUGCUGACUGAGGUUGGCCUUGAGAUGAGGAAAACAGAUGGAAUAAUAAAGGAAACCUCCACUGCUGGGACAAGUUGCUGUGAAACUGACAAAAAUGUCUUGAAAUGUGAAGUAAUAUGAAGGUUUUUUUAGAACUAAUGGGAAGCAAGCACUGAAAUGUACAAAAACUGGAAACAAAUACAAGCAAUAUUGAUGUUUGAAUGUAUUUCCCUCUAGAUGCCAUUUUGUAUCAUAUGACCUCCAAAAGUUGCUGCUAUUAUCACAAAACGAUAUUCCUUCAGUUUGCUAGAGCCCCAGAGGAUCAUGCAGAUAGUAAUAGCACAUUCCAUGGUGUUACAUGGUAAUGCACAAAUUCCAACAUUUGGAUGUUACUCACUUAUAUACCAAAAAAGUUUAUUGAAAGGUUGUUUUUGAUAAUUGAACAAGAACCUGUCCUCUGUGUGGAGGUUUUCUUUAAUUGUGUUUUCACUGUGUUAUUUUUAACAUUACCAAGAGCUUCAGUGAGUGGCUAAAGUAGUUGACCUCCUUCCUGUUGCUCGUUGGUUGCCAACCUUCCUCUCAACAUAUAAUAAAUAGGCCUGAAUCUUUGAAUUCAUCUCUAAUAAAUGUCUUAAAAGUCCCCUCAUCCCCCAAACAGUGUAGAAAAGUGGUGAGCAUUUUGUUAACAUCAUGUGACAUUGGAAUGGAUGAGAGGCAAAGGUCAAUGAAAGUAAUACAAAAUUUAAAAAAAUUUUUUUAGAGCAUGCCAAGACUUUUGCCACUUGUUGUUGCAAAGCUGAGUUGUUCAUUUUCCCUUUUCCUCUUCCCUUAGAGGAAAGAGUCAUUUUUCAACCGUCUAUUUUCUGUUUAAAGUAGAGCCAUUCAGCGAUGUACUGUGGCCGUUUAGCUUCUCUUAACAAUGGAAAUAAACAAUCCUGGAAGGUUGCACCUGU